AUGGGCAGUGGCGGAAGUGUGGAGACUGCACCAGUUCCGCCGGCGAUACGGAAGAUGCAGAAGCUGCCGGCAAGCCGCAAAGUACCUUUGGAGAAGGCCGAACGCCGACGAUUACCGGAGAGACGCUCAGAUCUGGUGGUCGAGGCGGUGCCGAGCAUGCAGAAGCCGCAGCGAUUGCCCGAGGCGCUCUCAGAUACGCCGGUUGAGGCGACACCGAAAACUCAGAAGCCACAAUCAAGCCAAGAGGGAAGAAAGGCCGAUGUAAGGCGAUUGCUGGAGCGACGCUCAUCUCCACCUGUGGAGACGCUGAAGCUGCAGACGCCCCAAGUAGGCUCAGAGAAAGAUGAAGCCGAGAUGAAGCGAUUGGAGAUCAAACGUAUGGCCGAGAGACGCUCGAAUCCCUGGGAGAAGAUACCGAAGAUGCAGAAGCCGCAAGGAAACCGGACUGUGGAGACGGCCGAAAGCAAGCGACUGCCGGAGAGAUGGUCGGUACCCCCAGUUGAGACUAUGGCGAUGAUGCAGAAGCCACAGAAGCCACAGGCAGUCAGCCAGGGAGAGAAGGCUGAUAUCAGGCGCUUGCUGGAGGGAGGCAGAGGCUCAUCGCAGGGGGAGAGGAUCCAGAGAACGCAGCCACAGGCAAGCUCCGAGCGAGAGACUUACGAGAUCAGGCCAUUGCGGGAGAGGUGGCCAGAGAUGGUCACUUCACCAAUUGACACGAUGUCGGACAUGCCCGACAUGCCGAUGCCGCCAGCAACCUUCGUGAGGGAGAGGGCUGAGAUAAGGCAAUUGCGGGCAGAACGUCUGCGGGAAGAGCGUGAUCUCAAUGUAAAGCGAAGCUUCAAUCUGCGCGCGGUGCGCUGCAACUGCGGUUGCUGA
Messenger RNA from Symbiodinium sp. CCMP2592, 876 nucleotides. Lineage: Eukaryota; Dinophyceae; Suessiales; Symbiodiniaceae. The record is from the annotation of a GenBank genome assembly.